AUGUCAAACUCAAGAACUAACAACGCCACGGAGGCCACCGUUGAUAAACAGAAGAUUUUUGCCUCGGGAACCUUUAAAAAUGUUUGGAUGGCCACUUAUACCCAGGGAGCAAGAAGUGGAGAACGCUACGUGGUGAAGGAAUUCAAAACGGGUUCGGUCUUCGAAGCCCAUUACUUCGAGGAAGAAAUGAACAUAAUACGCCGUACACAAAAGAUUAUUGACGACUUCGAUAGCGCUAACGUCAUCGAAGCUGGACGACAUAUUCGAUUGAACACUCCUGAGAUUUGGACGUAUGAGAAGUCUGGCCACAAAGCUCUGGUCGAACCAAUGAUAGAAGGGUUUGAGAAGUUCAACAGCAAUUCUGGAUGGGCCGCAAAUAUAGGAGGGGAGUGGGGUGAGGCUAUGCAGGCACUAAGUCACUUCUCAUACCACAAUUCUAAUCGCCAUUUUCUCUUGUGCGAUCUCCAAGGUGGCGUCUACCGAAACGGAUAUGUUCUUUCAGACCCAGUCAUCAUGUCUCAGGCUCAAGACUGCGGUCCUGCAGACCUAGGACAACCUGGAAUCAACUCGUUCUUCCAAAGACAUCGAUGUGGACGUUUUUGUAACAGGCAGUGGGUGAAACCAGGAGUGAUUGGCAGAGCUGUGAUUCCCAUGCGUCAAGGAACAAGCAUGAUCGCUCAUUUGCCAACGCGCCAAAGCCACAACCCUCUCUCUAGACUUCGGGAAUAA
This is a messenger RNA of Mollisia scopiformis, 729 nucleotides long. RefSeq names its product kinase-like protein. Gene Ontology annotation, molecular function: ATP binding; protein serine/threonine kinase activity. The coding region runs from base 1 to 729 and encodes 242 amino acids. The transcript has 2 exons. NCBI's taxonomy places the organism in Eukaryota, Fungi, Ascomycota, Leotiomycetes, Helotiales, Mollisiaceae. The record is from RefSeq and is a predicted model, not a curated record. Gene Ontology annotation, biological process: protein phosphorylation.